Suillus bovinus is the source of this 1382-nucleotide messenger RNA. RefSeq names its product peptidase M50B-like-domain-containing protein. The coding region runs from base 111 to 1031 and encodes 306 amino acids. The record is from RefSeq and is a predicted model, not a curated record. NCBI's taxonomy places the organism in Eukaryota, Fungi, Basidiomycota, Agaricomycetes, Boletales, Suillaceae. The transcript is spliced from 9 exons.
GCGUGCACGUGCUCCUGUCAUGUUGAUUGCUACUAGUACGAGAGCAGUGUGCACACUGCACAGCUUGAACGUUGACUUUGUGCUGCUCCGUUCUCUCUACGAUUCAAGAAAUGCCCUACCUUGAAGACCAAACCUUCAGUUUUUACACUAGAGACGUCGGCGCACAACUCACUCCGAAUGCUACUCAGAAGACAACUCUAAUCGUCGCUGGCUGCUAUGUAAUAAUUAUCGCUAUUCUGUGGCAUGUCCCAGUAUUGAGUUGGAUCAGUGCACUGCUUACCGUGGGCUUCCAUGAGAUGAGCCAUGCCAUUACUGGUAUCUUGACUUGUGCUACUAUCCAUUCUGUCGAGCUUGAUCCUGAUGAAGGCGGCGAGACCCGCAUGUCGGGCGGUAUACCAUGGAUCACCCUUCCUGCCGGAUACCUCGGGUCCUCAUUCAUCGGCGCUUGUCUUAUUGCAUGUGGAUUUGAUACCAAUGCGAGCAAAAUAGCUUGUCUUGUUCUUGGUGUAUUUUUUCUCUUCACGUUAUGGUGGGCACGCAGGAAUUGGCUGACAUGGAUACUCAUUCUUGGAAUGUCUGGCUUGAUCGUGUUAUUCUGGCUAGUGGCAGACAGUGUGGCGUUGCGUUACUUCAUUUUGUUUGUUGGCGUGAUGUCAGAUUUGUAUGUGCUAUGGGACGUGAUAGACGACACCAUCUCGCGGAAAGUCAACAGCUCUGAUGCAUCCGCAUUCGCUCGGAUUUGUGGCUGUUUCCCAUCUCAAGUGUGGGGCGUCAUUUGGCUUCUCGUAGCCUUUGCGUUCUUUGCCGCUGGCAUCAUAGUGGGGCUAGUUGUAUUCAAGGUUCUUGCCUCCUUUGCCUCAGUUAAGAUAACGCUGAUGGGCGAAAUAUCUCAGGAGUCUUCAUCAGAACAGGAAUCGUCAGCCGCGCAUUUCCUUCCUGCUCCAGGAUCGAGCGGUGCUAUGGCAUCUGUACCAUUACCAGGUGCCCUUAUAAUGAUUGUUACAAACCUCUUGUGGCAGCUGUUAUUGUGACUUUGAAAAUCAGAGUCAGUUGGUGCUGUGAUCCCGGAUAUCAGAAACCCUGCUGUAGCUUUUCACUGUCGUAGAAUGAUGUUUUGUACGGCGAUACUUGGCUUGCUGAUAUUGUUUUGGCCUGAUCUUUUUUGAUAACUUACCUGUUUUCCUGCACUGUGUACAUAGUAUCACACUAGGUCACAGUCCCUGUUGACAUGAUUCAGAAUCCUUGUGUUAUUAUGCCGCUAUGCGUGCUACUCAUAAGGUUUAACUGCUUAUGUAAAGUCAAACCCUAUUUCCGGAAUUUACCUUUCGCCCAGCGCACGUGCGCUGUCACCAAUAAAUUAUGAAAAUCCUUCAACUAUAAAA